AGAAGAGGGGCAGUCCGUAUCCGGGGAGGGGUAAAGAGUCGGACAGUUCUGGACUAUAACAUGGCCAAUCCUCCCGACUUGAGUAAGCCACGGUCUUGACCUUGUAUUGUUCAUCAUCACCGAAUCUUUUCUCAAAGCAAGAACAGUCUUCGCCACAGGUACGAAAUGGCAACGCAAGACUCUGGCGCAAUGGAAUUCUACGUAUCAAGGUAACUGUCUAAAGCAUGGCGGGUGUUCUGCUCCAGAAAGCUUCAUCACUGUCACUCCUUGUUCAAGUCUGCAAGACUCGUGCACGCACAGGAGUGACAUGCUGGAGUUAGUAUGGAGCAGAUCUGAGAUUAUACCGUCUGAACUUGAUCUAGAUAAUGCUAGCGCAAGAAUCAUGCUCCCCUUCCCUCUGCAAUCAAGGAGAAACUCUAACACCUUUAGCUUUUGCUUGAUCUAUCAAAAUGUCCACAGACAAGAUCACAUUUCUCACUAAUUGGCACGCCACGCCAUACCACGCCCCCCUUUACCUGGCUCAGAAGCUGGGGUUCUUCGCUGAAGAAGACAUCAAAGUCGCCAUCCUUGAGCCCAAUGAUCCCAGCGAUGUCACCGAGAUCAUCGGCAGCGGCAAGGUCGACAUGGGUUUCAAGGCCAUGAUUCACACCUUGGCUGCCAAAGCCAGAGGCUUCCCUGUUACCUCGAUCGGCUCCCUGCUUGACGAACCGUUCACUGGAGUCGUGUAUCUCAAGUCAAGCGGGAUCACUCCUGACUUCCACACUCUCAAGGGCAAACGCAUUGGUUAUGUCGGUGAAUUCGGCAAGAUCCAGAUUGACGAAUUGACUUCACACUACGGAAUGACCCCUGACGACUACACUGCAGUCCGCUGUGGUAUGAAUGUCAGCAAGGCCAUCAUCGAGGGUACAAUUGAUGCUGGUAUCGGCCUUGAGAAUGUUCAGAUGGUGGAGUUGGAGGAGUGGCUUACUGGCCAGGGCCGUCCUCGCGACGACGUGCAAAUGCUCAGAAUCGAUGAGCUGGCCGAACUCGGUUGCUGCUGCUUCUGCAGCAUCCUGUACAUUGCCAACGAUCGCUUUCUUGCCGAGAACCCCGAGAAGGUUCGCAAGUUCCUCCGCGCAGUCAAAAAGGCAACGGACUUCGUUUUGGCGUCGCCUGGGGAGGCGUAUAAGCAGUACAUCGACAUCAAGCCGGUCAUGAACACGACCGUUAACUAUAAGAUCUUUGAGCGCUCCUACGCCUACUUCUCCAAGGACCUCCAGAACGUGGACCGCGACUGGCAGAAGGUCACCAAGUAUGGAAAGCGCUUGGGUGUCCUGCCCCAGGACUACGUGCCCAACUACACCAACGAUCACCUGACCUGGGCGCUCGAGGGUCCAUCCCAGGAUCCGACUGCUGACCAGAAGAAGAUGGCCGAGCUUCAGAAGAAUGUCGCUUGCUGCGGUGGCUUCCACCGGCUGCCUGCGGUCGUCAUUCAGGCAUAAGCCUUUUAACCAGUUGUCUUCACUCGGCUGUGUUGCAAGUCUGUGCAGCGAGUAAUAAGUUGGAAUUUGCUCUCAAGGCACACGCUCGUUUCGCCUUAUUAUGAUAGUCCUUCAUUAGUUC
Molecule: messenger RNA, 1602 nt
Organism: Truncatella angustata
Lineage: Eukaryota; Fungi; Ascomycota; Sordariomycetes; Amphisphaeriales; Sporocadaceae
Product: NMT1 protein
Exons: 4
Coding region: 450-1481 (343 amino acids)
Biological process (GO): thiamine biosynthetic process
Source: RefSeq, a predicted model, not a curated record